AUGGAAAGAUUACUGCAAAACACACCUUUUCACCAUCCAUGCAAUGUGUACAAAGAAUCCAAAAUACCCAUAUUAAAAGACUACAAUGUCUCUGAUGAAUGCAAAGAGAUUGGCAAGCAUUUAUUGGACAUGACAAAGAACCCUCUUUGCCAGCAUGUUGAUGUGUUGAUACCCAAUGAACCCUCUCAGCAGACGGAUCAUUUCAAACACUUUUUUGGCAAGAAAUACAUGCCACAGGAACAGCAGCAAGAAGCCAAUACACAUCCACACAACAUUUCAUAUUCAACCAACAACAACAACAACAACAACUGCAUCCCAAGUCAUGCCACUCAAAAUGCAUGCAUUGUCGAGUCGCCUACAUCAAAACCCAUCAAAGAAUUCAUUGCGACUGAACAGUCCUAUGUCAAUCUACUAGAGGAAAUUGUCUAUAAAAUCAUGAAACCCAUCAAAGAGUCCAUUGUGGAUCCCAUCAAGCAGCCCAUUCUGGACCAAUACUCAUUCAAUCGCAUCUUUAUCAACAUGGAAGACAUUUUGCACGUCAAUAAGUCACUGCUUGAGUCGCUACUGGAGUACAAGCAGGGCAGCACAAUGGCAUCCUUUGGCAGCAUCCUCAGUCGUCAUUUUGCAUCCUUUGAUUGCUACAAAAUCUUCUUUUUAGGCAAGUCAAACUCGCUUGCUUGCCACCAACAAAACAUCAAGCAGAACAAGAACUAUGCCAAGUUUCUGCUCAACAAGGAAUUGAAGGGCAAUCUCGGCAUGAGCGACAUUUUGAUUCAGCCUAUCCAACGCAUGGGCCGCUACAACCUGCUGCUGAAUCUAAUCAUGGAUCAUCUGGACCCUCACGACAUGGACAACCAGCAUUUGAUGCAAGCAAAUGCCAAAGUCUGUAGCAUUAACGAUAUGCAAUAUGGUGAUUCAUCGUUACUUAAUUUGUAUCACCUUAUUCGGGACGCACCAGCCUCCUUGAUUCAAACCCGUCAACUGCUGGGCUACUUUGAUGCAACUGAAUUAUCGCUACAAUCGGGAAAAUGCAACAGACCAGUGACAUUACUGGUGUUUACAGACAAGAUCAUGGUGGUCAAGCGCAAAAACUACAAUCUGCAGGGCAAGGACUAUCUGGAGAAGAUUGAAGAAAAAGUCAAGGACACCCACUCCAGCAGCAUGCUUCAGAAGGCCAAGGAAGCAUACAACGGUCUGCCGCUCGAGUUCAAAGGCUGGGCCGACAUUAGAUCAGUAGAGAUAUUUGAUGGUUUAAAAGAUCGACCUGAUACCUUCUUUUUAAGAACGUGCCUUCCAGACUUGAGUCCCAAUGCUACAGAAAAAGAGUGCGAAGCCUACUUUAGAAGAAGUGAUCGCUUGUAUUCCAUCAUCCCCAGUUCCACACGCUCCAGCAAAUCCGUCCAAGAUUACAUAGCAAGCAAAUCUGCGCUGAUCCGCCUGUGUCAAAAGCAAUGCGCGCUAUCAAACAUCAAAGACACUGAAUCGAAUGAAUUGUAUUACGAAGACAAAUUUAAAUUACCCGCUUAUACCCAAAUUUACAACGAUCAAGAAUCUUAUCGAGUAGCUGAAUACAAGAACCAUAUUUUGGUGGUCUAUUUGCAAGAUGGCUGGAUCGAUAUCAACCGUCUGAUUAGCGAUGACGUCUGGAUAUUGGCUCUGGUGCAUCGACAUGAAUCUGGCGGCUACAAACUGACUAUCCGUGCCAGAACCAGCUUGAUUCCCAUCCGUGAAAGGAGCCGAGACCUCGAGUAUGAGCAAAUCGUCGCUGGCGAAACUCAUGCCAAGCAAAGCAACACGCUUGAUUUCAUUGAUACCCUGUGGAAUAACUUGUUCUUUUAUGAAAGAAGAUUGCGAGCAACUGAAGCAUUCUCCUGUAUCAAUGAUGACUUGCUUCGUGUCAGAGCACGCUCACGUUCCCGAUCCAAGUCGCUUACUCGAGUAGCAAGCAACAUGAGUCUCGGCAAGAUCUUUUCUAGAUCAAGAUCAUCCUCACCUUCAAGAAGAUACUCUGUCGAUGAGCAUGAACAGGGCACUGAAUCUGCGGCAUCACAUGUGCUUGAUCCCAUAUUCAAAAUAGCCACUGUAAACAAACAGCUGGAAGACAAGUUCCGAGGUCCAUCUGCCAACGUGUACGCAAAUGAUGGCUACAGCAUGCCUACUCCUUCAACCACAACUUCAACAACAAGCACUGCGGCAACGGAAAGAAGCAUGAAAACACGCGGUCAGCACACUCAUCCUGCAAGGGUCAAUACAGCAAUAACACAGCCACACUACUUUAACAACGCUCCUCCUUCCGAGAUCUUUGUUCGCGAUGAUACCCAUUUCAUUGAUAGCUUCAAUCAACCCCCAAAGCCCACUAGUCAGCCUCAGGAAGACGUGCUCUAUGGUGGCAGCAAUCUGUAUCAAGACAACUCGUAUAAUCGCCCUCAUCCCUAUUCUCGAAGAAGAAGCUCUGUUCAAAGUUACAACAAUUUUGAUGCUAUGCUGUUUAGCCAAUCACCCCAGGAACUGAUGUCAAGACCUUCUAGUGGCGGUAGUAAUAAUAGUGCUUCUUCUUUUUCCUCUUCCUCUAAUGAGACAAGCCCAGUUUCUGGUGGUACAGCAAUAACAACAACAGACCCUCGAUAUGGUGUGCCUCUAUUUUCAAGUGAUACAAAUAGCACAACCACAACGUCAAGUGGCAAUGGCGGUGGAGGUCACCCUUACAACUCCGUAAGCAGCUACAGUAGUAGCAUCCGAAGCUAUCUGGAGGAGGGCAACAUCCUGGCACAUCAUCCCCAUGAGCGAUAUGGCUCCGUUCGUAGUAAUCACAGCUUUUCUUCUGAUGAGCGACUGAUGAAUGCUAUAGACGGCUCUAGAAGAUCCUCUGCAGCGGCUGCUGCUUCUGUUGCCAAUGGCAGUUACCGUGGCAAAAAGCUCAAUGCAAGUGCUGCUCCACCACCGCUUCCCAAGUCGUUUUACAGUCAAUCUCAGUUACCCACCGUGCAUCAGCAGCAGCAACCUCAUUAUCAUCAUCAACAUCGCUCAUCACAGCCUUUACCAGCAUCCCAUCACCAGCAUCAACAUCACCAGCAUCAACAUCACCAUUCACAACAGCCUAAACUCCCUCAUCGUGCGUACACAAGUCCUGCUGGUGAUUCCAUCUCUACCAAUUUCGCUCAAUUGAAACUGGAUGUCAACGAUUUGAUCGAUGAUUUGAUUCAAUCCCAACAAGCAAAGGCCAAAGACUGCAAUACGUAUGAAAGCGUCCGUGGUCUACGAAGUCAUAUUGUCUCUAGAUUAGAUGAGUUCAUGGACGAUUUGAGUCCUGUUGGUAACGAAAGUCAAUAUGAUUUGCGUUGA
Mucor velutinosus is the source of this 3342-nucleotide messenger RNA. RefSeq lists its product as uncharacterized. The coding region runs from base 1 to 3342 and encodes 1113 amino acids. The transcript has 9 exons. Gene Ontology annotation, molecular function: guanyl-nucleotide exchange factor activity. The record is from RefSeq and is a predicted model, not a curated record. Gene Ontology annotation, cellular component: cytoplasm. Lineage: Eukaryota; Fungi; Mucoromycota; Mucoromycetes; Mucorales; Mucoraceae.